AUGAAGUUUGCUGCUAUCUCCACGGCCUCCAUUGUCGUCGCCGCCUUCGCCGGCGUGCGCGCUCAGCUCCCUCCUGGAGUCACGCCCUGUAUCACCAGCUGCCUCACGCAGGCCGCAGCCACAGACCUCGAUGGGUGUUCCGUAACGGACAAACAGUGCCUGUGCGCAAACACGAAGAUCCAGCAAGACGUCCUCAGCUGCAUCCAGCAGAACUGUUCGCAGAUGGAGCUCGAGGCCACGCAGGUGUUCAUCGCGGCGGAGUGUGCGACUUCUAGUGCUCCUCCGGCCGCCCCGACAACGACGUCCACGCAUGUGGUGUCACAGACGACGACGCACAGCGUGGUGGUGUCACAGACGACGACGCAUAGCAUGGUGGUGUCGACUACGUCGAUCCACGUCUCGAGCUCCGUUGUAAUCGAGACGUCGACCAAAACUCUAAGCAGCACGGCGAUUACCAGCAGCGCAGCCUCUAGCCUGAUAUCGUCGUCCGCCAUUACUCCUUCGUCCAGCAGCUCUAUCGCGUCUGUCUCUGAAGACACGAGCCUGAGCGCCACUUCGACAGCGCCCGAUCCUACGUCUUCCGACUCUGUCGAGACGAUGACUUCCAUUGCUACUCCGAGCGGGACGAACGCCGCGUCGCGCGCAGGACUGGGAGCAGUUGGCAUGUUCGCUCUAGGCGCCGUUCUGGGGGGCGCUGCGGUCUGGUGA
Molecule: messenger RNA, 708 nt
Organism: Dichomitus squalens LYAD-421 SS1
Lineage: Eukaryota; Fungi; Basidiomycota; Agaricomycetes; Polyporales; Polyporaceae
Exons: 3
Coding region: 1-708 (235 amino acids)
Source: RefSeq, a predicted model, not a curated record